AGUAAGAAUUCUUCUGUUUUUCUGUCCGCUCACCUCCCUUAGCCCACCCACAGCAAACACACAUAGAAAAAAACAAAAAACAUCUUCGCACCAAAACCAUUCGCACCAACUUGUCGUCUGGGUGGAACUGGAGGUGGUAUUUCUCUCACCACCGGCUACACUCUUUCCUUCUCACCCAAUUAGCUAUUUCAAUUAUUAUAACAUAAAUUAAUUAAUAAUUAAAAGACAUUUCUUUGUUCUGGAAUAUACCCACUACUACAACCACUUGUGUUGUUGUAUCAAUCUCUAUUUCAUUUCACAUAUUUCACCAACCUAAAUUCCUUCCCGGAUCUCACAAAUAUCACCGUAGAUCUACACUUUUAACAAUCUCGUCGUUUCAAUCCACCGGUUGCCGUUUUGCUUUUAGAUCUAUUAACUUAAAAUGAAAACCUAAAUACCUAAUCGCUAUCUACGUUUCAACUCAACAAUAUAGAACAAUAGAAUCUUCCGAUAUUUUAGUUUUCGCGUUUCGUUAGCGUUUUCUUCACUUCACAAACCAAACGCAAGAGAGAAAAAGCACUUAAUCAAUUCUCUUCAAUCGGAUUCUCCGAUUCUCCGAUCCACGCACGCGCUUCGCCGAUGGAUUUGGACGAUUUCCGAUCCAUACUAGACACGGCGGGCGUUGACGUGUGGUUGUUCAUCGACACCGCGAUAUCCGUCGCUUCUCUGGACAACGCCGGAGAGUUGAAGCAACGGAGAGACGGAAUCGUCGAGCGUCUUUACGCCGCCACCACUGCUCCUCCGCUUUGUCAGAAUUGUGAAGGCGGAGGGAGCCUUUUGACUGAGGGAAACCAAAUCAGGAAACAGAGUAACCCUAGUUUAAGCCCUGAGCAAAAUCAGCACCGUCGCGGCGGCUCGUCUCCUCCGACGCCGCAGUCGCAGGGGAACGAUGAUGAGGAAGAUGAGGAGAUAGAUCCUUACGGCGGUUUGUUCGAUGAUGGACAGAGGAGGAUUCUAGAAAUUAAAGAGUUGCUUGAAGAUCCGAGACAGACUGAAGAUACUUUGUUGGAGUCACUGCAAAAUCUGGUGGAUAUUGAUAUUACAUUCCAAGAGUUGAAGGAGACUGACAUUGGGAGGAACGUGAAUCAGUUAAGGAAACAUCCAUCCAGCGAUGUUCGCAGUUUGGUGAAGCUACUUGUCAAGAAGUGGAAAGAAAUUGUUGAUGAAUGGGUGAAGUUGAAUCCAAUAAGAGGAAAAAACACUGUCAUGGCUGAUGGAGACUCUCCUUUGCAGAAAACCACCCCAAAUGGGCAUCAUCAUCAGAUUCCUGAUUUUGCAUACUCACCAAAUCCACAGAAUGGAAGCUCUGGUUCUGACCGUAACACUUCCGAACUAGAACCAAAACCUAAACAAAAACCGAAUCUUCCACGCAAAGAACCACCUCCAAAACUAAGGCCAUCACCCCCAGUUGCCGCUCCCCCUACUCAAAAUAGACAGAGAGAACAAAGAGAGAGCAAUUUUGAUGCCGAGAGGCUUGCAUCUGCAAGAAAACGGCUUCAAGAGAACUAUAAAGAAGCUGAAAAUGCCAAAAAGCAAAGAACUAUUCAAGUGAUGGACAUACAUGAGUUACCUAAGUCAAAAUCAAAGAACACUUUCUUUGCAAAGAACAGAGGUGGUGGCAGUUCUCACGGAAGGCAGUGGUGAUACAAUGACCAGCUUUUGAUGCAAAUUUCAAGUGUAGAAAAAGAAAAAAAAGCUUGUGGGAGAUUGGGAUGAUAUAUAUAAGUCCUCAACCGUGUUACUCCCUCUCCCUCUGGAUUUUCCUCCUCACUAUAAACUUAUUUUUUCUUGUGGUUUUUAUUUGCUUAAAUUAAUAAUCACUGAAGAAAAAAAAUUCUCCAUAACAUUUCCAUUUUUGGAAAAAAGGCUUAUAUAAGCAGUUUUUGUUGGUAUGUUAAGGAGCAUAUGAUUUCAAGAAUCAGGAUUGGGGAUGGAAUUUGGGUGACAAAUGUUUUUCGUUAAAGAUAUGAAAAUGGUAUUUUCAUUUCA
Messenger RNA from Vicia villosa (hairy vetch), 2028 nucleotides. Its product is annotated as probable mediator of RNA polymerase II transcription subunit 26c. Lineage: Eukaryota; Viridiplantae; Streptophyta; Magnoliopsida; Fabales; Fabaceae. Bases 619 to 1683 code for a protein of 354 amino acids. The record is from RefSeq and is a predicted model, not a curated record. The transcript has 9 exons. Gene Ontology annotation, cellular component: nucleus.